AGAUCAUAACAAAAACUCUAAAGGGGCCUGCCCUGUAUAUCAAAACAAAGUACAGCCUCUCAAGCUUUACAGGUUCAUGACACAAGAAACAAAUAUGGUGGGAACGGGAAGGGAGCAAUCGCAGUCGCAAUGGAUGCUGGAUUUGAUGAAUGGGAAGGUCAGUAUAAACAGAGAGAAGGAGGCCGAGGAAUGGAGACAACGUUGCAUUUACAAAGUCCCAGGCUUCCUGAAAGAGCUCCACAAGGAAGCAUUCAUUCCCAGGGUUGUAUCAUUUGGCCCCUUCCACCAUGGCUCGCCGCACCUCCAACCCAUGGAGCAACACAAGCGUCGUGCUCUCCUCCAUUUCCUUGACCGCUCGGAGCACCCUCUCCAAGUCUACCUUGAUGCGCUCCAAGCCAAGGAGCAGGCGAUCCGGGGCUGCUGGGAGUGGCCGGAUGACCUCGUCCCUCUCGAGAGCAAGGAUUUCCUUAACAUGAUGCUGCUCGACGGUUGUUUCCUGCUCGAACUCCACCGUGUCAGCCAAACAGAUGGAGAGACAGGCUAUGCAGAUGAGGAUCCGGUGUUCGGCUCAAAAUCGGCAUUAUUCUUUGCACACCACAACAAUUACCAUGACCUUCUGAUGCUGGAGAAUCAGAUCCCUUCGAUGGUCUUGAACACUCUAUUGGACCCACUUGGAGCAGGGAUCUGCACCCGGAUGAAUGAGCUGAUUCUUGAGUUAUUAGGGGAGGAGAUCGAGAAGGAAGUUUUUGGGGGAAAGAUGGGGUUGCAUCCGCUACAAAUUUACAUGAUGAACAGUCUGUGUGGCGAUGUGCCUGAGCUCGAAGAGUUAAGCGACCCGGAGUCAUAUUUCCAGAAGUUGCCUUCCGCCACGGAGUUGCAUGAAGCUGGGGUGAGGUUCAAAUCUAGUAGCAAGAGUGGGCUCAUGAACAUCACCUUCAACCACGGAGUGCUACGGCUACCAUGGAUACCCAUUCACGGAUCUACGGAAGCCUUUCUUCUAAAUAUGAUGGCAUUUGAGCAGUUGCACGUCAGAAAUUUGAAUUGGGUUAGCUCAUAUGUAAGCUUGUUGGAUGAUCUGAUAGAUACUGCUAAUGACGUUGAACUGUUAGUUUCUUCAGGCGUCAUAGACAAUGCAAUGGGAAGUAAGGAGGAUGUGGCCGAUAUAUUCAACAGGAUAGCCCAUGGGAUGGUCUUUUCUGAGAAUCCCCACUUGAUGGGGGUGCGGAACAGGCUCAUCCACCAUUGCAAGGUGCCCAGUAACAGGUGGAGGGCCUACUUCGUCCACACCUAUCUUAGUGACCCAUGGACGCUUAUAUCGCUGCUGGCAGCAGCACUCCUACUGCUGCUAACGAUACUUCAGACUCUAUAUACAGUGCUCAGCUAUUACUACUAAUUCAACCCAUGAAGACAACCUCUUGUUGCACCCAUUGCAUGAAAAUGUAUUUUGAUCCCAUCAAUUCAUUGUUAUAUUUACCGAAUUGCAAUUUUAUUUUUUUGAAUGCUAGAGAAUUUCUUUUGCAUAAGCCCUUUGUGAUGUAAAAACUCCAUCUCCAUUUGUUCAACUUCGAUGAAAAUAAGAU
Molecule: messenger RNA, 1580 nt
Organism: Amborella trichopoda
Lineage: Eukaryota; Viridiplantae; Streptophyta; Magnoliopsida; Amborellales; Amborellaceae
Product: UPF0481 protein At3g47200
Source: RefSeq, a predicted model, not a curated record